This is a messenger RNA of Prunus armeniaca (apricot), 900 nucleotides long. NCBI's taxonomy places the organism in Eukaryota, Viridiplantae, Streptophyta, Magnoliopsida, Rosales, Rosaceae. The record is from the annotation of a GenBank genome assembly.
AUGGAGACUAUAAGGAAUGUUUUGGCUUUGGCUGCACAACUGAAGACAAAGGUUUAUCAAUUGGAUGUCAAAUCUGCAUUUUUAAAUGGAGAACUUGAAGAAGAGGUUUAUGCAGAGCAACCUCAAGUUUAUGUUGAGAAAGGGGAAGAUAAUGUUUAUCGCCUCCGUAAAGCCUUAUAUGGCUUAAAGCAAGCACCAAGAGCCUGGAACAAUAAAAUUGAUCACUAUUUUAUGCAAACUGGAUUUACUAGAAGCUUAAGUGAGCCAUCACUUUAUCUCAAGAAAGAAGGUACACAUGAUUUUCUGAUUUUGUGCCUUUAUGUUGAUGAUUUGAUCUAUACAAGCACAAAUCCAAAGUUGGUAGAAGUUUUCAAGAAGAACAUGAUGAAGGAAUAUGAAAUGACAGAUCUAGGCACUAUGAGAUAUUUUCUUGGUAUACAGGGAAAGAGGAAAAAGAAAGGCAGAGUUCUUCUGGCAGCUGCCAGAAAAACAAAUUGGAGAAGAAGACGAACAGUGCACGAGCUUGUUGAGUUUUUGCAAGUUAGAGAGAAAGCUUGCUCUCUGCAGGUUGUGGGUUGUCCCUGUUGGGUAGGGGAAGGGGAUUUGGGGGCUCAAUAUCCUCCUUUCCUGCAGCCGUGCAGUGGGAGCUUCCACUCUUGGUUUGCUGUUUUUUCUUCUUUCCUUUCCUCUUCCUUGGCUGAAUCUGAUGAAGGAAAAGAAGUGAAAAUAUAUGCUGGUCCAAGGGGUGCUUUUGACAGGGUGCAGGCCAGCAUUCCUUGGUUCUUUGGGCGUCUCUGGCUUGGAACUUGCUCCCAGCAGCUUUGCUUGAUGAGUCUGCCAACGUGUUCUCUGUUUUUCAAAAGAGCUGAAGCUCUUGUGGGCUAUUUUGGGUUUUUCUAA